Messenger RNA from Chaetura pelagica (chimney swift), 540 nucleotides. Its product is annotated as BUD13 homolog. Gene Ontology annotation, biological process: mRNA splicing, via spliceosome. The record is from RefSeq and is a predicted model, not a curated record. Gene Ontology annotation, cellular component: U2-type spliceosomal complex; RES complex. Bases 1 to 540 code for a protein of 179 amino acids. Gene Ontology annotation, molecular function: RNA binding. The transcript is spliced from 2 exons. Lineage: Eukaryota; Metazoa; Chordata; Aves; Apodiformes; Apodidae.
AUGGCAAAUGUGAUGUUCUCGGGGGUUAAAGCUGGCCUGGUGUCAGCUGAUGUGCUGCGGAGGGAACAGCAGGAGCUCAGAAGGCAGGAGAGAAAUAACAAGCACUUGGAAGAGGAAUCCAGACACUCUGAGACCGUCUUCCGAGACAAGUCGGGCUGCAAGCGGGACCUGGUGCAGGAGUGGCUGGAGCAGAGGAAGAAAGAAGAGGCCAAGUCUGAGAGGGAUGAGCAGUAUGCCAAGUGGGGAAAGGGGCUGGCACAGGGGAGGCAGCAGCAGCAGAACGUGGAAGAUGCAAUUAAAGAGAUGCAGAAGCCCCUGGCUCGUUAUAUUGAUGACCAGGACCUGGAUCGAAUGCUGAGAGAACAAGAGAGAGAAGGAGACCCCAUGGCUGACCUCAUCAAGAAAAGGAAGGCCAAAGAGAACAAAGAAAAGAAAGAAAAACCCCGGUACAAUGGACCAGCCCCUCCACUCAACAGGUUUAAUAUAUGGCCUGGGCAUCGCUGGGAUGGCGUGGACAGGUUUGUGUUGCUGACAGAGUGA